Porites evermanni is the source of this 4862-nucleotide messenger RNA. The record is from the annotation of a GenBank genome assembly. Lineage: Eukaryota; Metazoa; Cnidaria; Anthozoa; Scleractinia; Poritidae.
AUGUGUUAUUUUUUUUCGGAAUUCUGUAGUAUGGCUCCUAGGAAGGGUCAAAAACAGCAAGGUGGAGAACAAAAUAUUUCCCUCGGUCCUCAGGUACAACCAUAAACUUAUAUCCUUUAGAGGGUUUUAUUAUCUUGUACUUUUUGCUUUUCUAACUCGACCGGAUACUGGACUCAGAAAUGCAGUUAUUUGUUGUAAGUCCCCUGUGAUCCUUGAAAUUAAUUUAAUGGUUUCCUCAUUUUAUAAUUCCUCAAUCGAACUCCAGUCAAUCUUUAAAUAAGCUGGUUACAUUUUUGAGAUAUUGUUAAAAAAAACUCUCCUCGUAAGCGGCGAGAAUAAUGUCGAUAAUGCGCUUACUGUGGCAGUGCCAUUGAAUUCAGUAAUUUUCAAAAUAGCUAGCAAGGCUUCAGUUAAUUUUAAACUUUCUUUAUUUUUGCUCCAACACAGCCCGUGUGCGGCAUACAUGUUAAGGGUAUGGCAUCUUCGGCAUUAUACAGAGCAUCUCCUUUUGACUGUUCAUGCCCAAUCCAGCUCUAAUUCCCUUUUAUGACUCUGUGUUGUUUUGUUGUUCAUGUAAGUGGGAAGUAAAAUCGUUUCACCAUUACAAUAGACAACAGUGUGGUCUCAAACUAUUAAACUUUCUGAAAUUUUCAGGCCAGUGAAGGUGAAGAUGUUUUUGCUGUAGCUCAUAUCUUUGCUUCAUUUAAUGACACCUUUGUUCACAUCACUGAUCUGUCUGGAAAGUAAGUGUAGCAUUAAUUUUUAUUUUAUUAAUGUGAAUUGAAAAAGUGAGCAUAAUUAUAUAGCCCAUUUAAACUCAUCACCAAUAGAUGAGCUUGGGCGCUGGUGUCUACAAAGUUGGUGGAACCAGGCAAUGCUCUAGCAUGAGGAGGAGGUAUCCAUGGCAACCCUGCAAGCAGUCCCCACCAGGAACCGUCACACUGAACAAUUCAGUGGUAUACUUACCGACCAAUACUUACCUGGCCCUUACCUCAAGAGGGAGGGAGGGAUGGGAAAAACCAAAACACAAAAUGGGAAAUAGCAAGCUAUUGCAACAACACUUUGUGAAGAACUACAAGCAAGCAAAUGCGUAUACAAGUCAAGAGACUGAGCUUGGCUUAAGUUGCAGUUUUUCUUGAAGCUAUUUCUUCUUUGAUUUACAAUUUUGUUAUAUUUCUUAGGGAGACAGUUGUACGAGUUACAGGAGGAAUGAAGGUGAAGGCUGAUCGUGAUGAGGUGAGACAUAGUGAACUCAAUAGGGACCAAGUGGAUGCAACGACUGUACUUGAGCUUAUGUGGGUUGUCAUAGCAAAGAAGUAACAGUGUUGUUGCCUUUAUAUGGCAUUAAUAUAAGUCUACCUGCUAAUUUCUUGCCUAAAAUAAGCAGUGUUUAUCAAAGAGGUUUAUUUUUCUUAUUUGAGUCCAAUCACAUUGUUGUACUUUUUUAAAUGUUGGACUUAAAAGCAACGUGCUGACUUGUAGACAUGUGACUCAAAGAAAGAGAGAUUAUUUGCAGUUCUCCAAGUGUAAUAAAUAGCUUUUGGACAGCUGUACUUGAUAUGUUUCACUGUCAAGUGUUUCUCUUAUUAUACUAGUACAUGAGAAAUUUCUUGCAAUUUGAUUGGCUUAGAGCAGUGGUAUUUCAGCUUAAUUUGAAAUACCUACAUGUGAAAAUUACAAACCUUUUGUGGGUAGUCGUAUAAACAAAUAAUAGCAUGAUUUGUAGUGAUAUUUGGCAUAAAUACUGUGAGUGAUAUUUCAAAGUUGUUAUACGUAAUUUCACGAGCCAUUAGGCGAGUGAAAUUUGAGACAAUUUUGAAAUGUCAGGAGUGGUAUUUAUGCCAAAUGUGAUUGGACUUAAAAGCAACAUGCUGACUUGUAGACAUGUGACUCAAAGAAAGAGAGAUUAUUUGCAGUUCUCCGAGUGUAAUAAAUGGCUUUUGGACAGCUGUACUUGAUAUGUUUCACUGUCAAGUGUUUCUCUCAAAAUACAAAUUAACAUUUUAAGACCUGUCUACUCGAAUGGUGGACAGUAAAAUCCACCAAAUAAAUCACCAUUCAGUGUAUACUUUUAAUCCAUUGAAUAGCAUGUUUAGCUUUAGAUAUUUUUUUAAAAUUUGGUCCUGUUCUAAUCUAGCUUGCAUUGCAGACGAAACUAAACUCUGGUUAAGUCCGUCUGCAAAACAGCGCCGAAAUCCUUGUUCUAGGCUCCCACUUGUAAACCAGUAUUUGAGUACGCACCAUGAUUGGCCUGUUAAAAAUACCAUUGUCCAUUUGCCUUUCAAGAGGAAAGGAAAUUCGAAACGCUCUUACAGUAAUUUGUUGACUACAUUGGGGGACCAGAACAUGGAUAUCAGUGCUGCUUCGUAGAGGUUACUUAUCUGGGUUAAAUUAUGUCUGCGGCACUGGCUGGUUCUAAUCAUGUCAUGCUGAAUUUUUGUACCAGGCCUCCCCAUAUGCUGCCAUGUUGGCUGCUCAAGAUGUAGCUGUUAGGUGCAAAGAAAUUGGCAUCACAGCACUGCACAUCAAACUUAGGGCAACUGGUGGUAACAGGUUAGUCCUAGAGGACAUCAUUACUUUGAAAUGCCUUCCUGACUUCCAGAUACUGAGCAAAAUAUUUAUAAACUAGUCAGUAACCAAAGGUUAGGGAAUGAGGGGGUGAUUGAUCAAAAGUCAGAAUACACUGGCUCCAACACUGUGCUUUGAGCAAGUUUUACGUGACGAUAAAGGGUCCAAAUGUGCAUGAAUACAUGUAGAUUGCAUUCUUUGCAUUCCAUUCAUUUGAAGUGGAAGUCCAAACAAAUGCUGGCUACACACAUGGUGCGCAUUAGCCUGCGUAGCUGGUGUUUUUUUGUGUGUGUGUGGUUUUUCUUUUGUGGUUCGUAAAAAAGAUAGUCAGCCGGGCAAAAGCUGAACCAAGGAUGAAAAAGAAAACGAUGGGGGAAGGGGCAAGGAGCUUUUGCGUGGCUGUAACUCUCCUUUGCGAACCACAAAAGAAAAAAUCACAACAGAAACUGCCAGCUGUGAGGGCUAGCUGCAUGUGUGUAAUAGCAACCUAGGGAUUAGGAUUGCACACCCCUCUGGUCACCCCAAAUUAUUGGAAAAUGUUGUAUUUGCAAUGUAUUGAAAUCUAGGUGAGAUAAUUUGUUAGUGCUAAGCAAGCAGUGAUGUCUUUAAUAUACGCUGACUUUCCAGUGAUAAGAAACACAAUCUGAGCUUGCUGCUGUUGUUGUUUCUCUCAUCUUACUGGUAAAUGGUUUUUUGUUUCACUUGUUUGUCUUCUAUUUGACAAUGACACCUUCUGUGUCUGUAUAUAGAACUAAAACCCCUGGCCCUGGUGCCCAGUCUGCUCUAAGAGCUCUUGCGAGAUCGGGAAUGAAGAUUGGUCGUAUUGGUGAGUAGGAACACAAUUUGUAGUGAUUUCUUUUGUUUGUUUUAUAUUCAGGGUCCGAAAUUAACUUUUUAAUACGAGCACCAACUGGCGAUCAAGUAUAAAUUUUUGGUCGCCAGAGGGCAAAUUGUGGUCGCCAAAAAUUCCCCCUCCCUUUUUUUCAAAUAAAAGUUUAAACACGAAUAAAAAAUGCAUGGUAUGGACGUUUUUGUGCUUAAAAAUUGCAAUACUUCCGCUCCCGAUACCAGAAAGAAACCGUACGUUUGCGAGUGAAGUCUUAUUUUUUCCACAAAUUACUUUUUGGAGAUAUACAUGUAAAGCCAUCUGAUCUAGAACGUAGGAACAGAAAGCUGUCUGUCAAACUAUUUUCUUCCGAUAACUACCACAAAACAACCACGAAACAUAGCCGCCAUGUUGCUCGUACCAGGCCACAUUUUUUUGUGCCUCAUUACUCAUAAUGGCGGCUUGGAAACGUUCAUAUCGUAUUGAUCGUAGCUGUUGUGGAGGUAUUAUUACAGGAAGAUUCGUUUCCCUUUUAAUUAAAAAAUAUCAGCAGGACAAAAAGGAAGACACCUGUUGGCAAAUAGCUUUUCGAGGUUUCAAUUCUUAAUCAGUUUCUCCGAACGUUUAAGUCCACAAUAACAACCAGCUUUACAAGUCGCUAGCUGGCGACCAGCUAUGAAAUUCUGGUCGCCAGGACUAAAUUUGUAGUCUCAUUGGCAACCAGGAAGGCGCAAUUUCGGACCCUGAUAUUAUUAAUUUUUUUUAUGUGACCUGGUUUAUACAUGACCUUUUCCUAAUUUCUGGUAAACAGUUUGUAAAUAAGCCCCUAUCUUCAUGUAAAAUCCAUCCAAACAUAACCCUCCUCAAAUUGUAAAAAGGACUUUUUUGUCACAAAUUUAAAUGUCCAGUCCAGUUGUUCCAUUGACUCAUCAGAAAAAUCCGUUUACUGACGCACUAUCAGUGAAAAUCAUAAAAAAAUAAUAUUUUUGCCUAUGAGCUACCAGACGUUGCAUGUCAAACAAGUGGACAUUGUGUCCCGCCUAAAACGAAUCCCCUGGCUGUACCCCAGUCACUUUCCCCAACAGCAGUAAGUUCAACAACAGUCAACUCUCGCCUUGCAGUCACCCCGUUAUAACGGACACCUUGAUUAUACGGACAGCAGCUAAAUCCCCAGCAAAAUAAACUACAGACAUUUGACUGAAAUAAACUCCCACUGUUAUGGACUCUCGCUAAUGAGGACACUAACUUGAGGUCUUUAUAGUGUCCGCAGUAAAGGGAGUUGACUGUAUUACAUGUCCAUCUGGCCCUCUGGAAUUUUUCCCGUAUGAUAUUACAUUAUAUGGUAAUUAAUGCAACAUGAUUUAAGUUAAUCCUGCAUGUUGUUGUGAUUUUCUUAACAGAGGAUGUUACUCCCAUUCCAUCAGACAGUACAAGAAGAAAGGGUGGUCGUCGUGGACGACGUCUGUAA